UGCGCGUAACCUUUACCGGAACUAUCACGUCAAUUCCAUUCGCAAAUCGGGCACUACGGUCGCGUCGCUACAUCUCGAGUUUUUCAAAUACGGCACCGACAAAAAGCGCAACCCAAGCCACCAACCGCGACCAUGUCCGACGCGGGCCACGACCCUACGCUCUCCGACGACGAAGUCAAUGGACAGGCAGCGCCUGCUGAGAAUGCCGACGAGGGCACUCCGCUGAACACUGUCGAAGAAAACGGUCUCGAGGAUGAUGAAGACGACCUGUUUGGUGACGGCGACGACGGCGACGCAGCUGAAGACGCGCCAGCCUCGCCCCGAAAACUCGACGAUGCAGAGCUCGAUUCAGGCGAUGAUGAGGGACGGACAGAUCGCGUCAGGGCACCAGAGGCCGUAGAGGAGGUCGAGCAACAGACAUUCGCAUACAUGGACGCGGACCUGGCGCGGCAUCCCGUUCCUGAACCCACAGACAACGAGCUCUACCUUCUCAAAGUCCCACGCUUCCUGUCCUUCGAGGACAAGGCAUUCGAUCACAAGACCUUCCAGCCACCCUCCACAGACCAUCACUCCAAGGUCGCCGCGUCCGAACACUUCUCAGCAUACGACACCGCCAUGACCACAGUCCGAUGGCGACGCUCACCCUCAAACAACGCUCUUCUACAGUCCAACGCUCGCAUUCUUAGAUGGUCGGACGGUUCCCUGACCCUCCAGCUUGCGACCGACCCGACGGUCCAGUACGACAUCGACGCGAAUACCCUUGCUCCACCACAAGUGAACCCUAAAAUCCCCACCCCAACGGCUGUCAGAGACGAGAAGAAUGGUAAGACAAGCUCGAAGAAGGAGAGCUACACAUACCUUGUUGCGCCGUACGAGGAAGCGAACGUCAUGCGCGUCACGAACAAGCUUACAGCAUCUCUCAACGUCGUCCCUACAUCAAACACGAAAGACGCCGCGCUGGAGAAACUGCAAAACGAUCUUGCCAAGGUUGCAGCAAAGGGCCGAGACGAUGCCGACCAAGCCAUAUCCUUCAUCGACGUAAACGAAGACCCCGAGCUCCGUCGACAACGUGAAGAAGCCACAUUCAAGGAGAAGCAGAGACAACUGCGCGCUCGCGAAAAGCAUGAGGAGCGCCAGAGAGAACGCGCGAACCGUACUAUGGGUCGCAGCGGCGGUCGUGCGGCAGGAGGAGGCCUCGAUAUCGAUGGACUGGAAGACCGCGCAACUCGUAAACAAGGCAAGAAGAGAGGCGGUUUACAGUACGACCUGAGUGACGAUGAAGAUCUUGGUGGUCUAAGGAGGAACAGAGAGGACAGCUACGAAUCAGAGGACGGCUUUGUCGUUAACAGUGACGAGGAACCAGAGAUUGUCAGUGACGAUGAUGAUCCAGAUGAAGGCAUGGCCCCGAGUCCAAAGCGUGCACGGGGUGGUGUUGCGGCAGACGAUGAUGACGACGAUGAGGUUGUCGUUAGCCGGACGAAGCGGAGACGUGUCGUUGACGACGACGAUGAUGAUGAGUAAGCUCUUCAAAGAGGUUUUCGUUUGCGUAAAAAGCGUUCCUAUAUUCUCAGCUGUUAAAACGAGAGCUCGGAUCUAGCAACAAAUGCUAGAGGAGUGGAACAUGGCAGAUAUCUUGACGGCACGGUCUGUGCGAUGUACAUUUCAGGAUCCCUUGGAAAUCCGUAUACUUUGAAUAUGGGUCAUCAGCAUAGCCAGGAGUUUGGACGCAUCUAUGCAUUACACCUAUUAGUUAUACUAUUGAUACAUUACACGGAGC
Molecule: messenger RNA, 1777 nt
Organism: Alternaria alternata
Lineage: Eukaryota; Fungi; Ascomycota; Dothideomycetes; Pleosporales; Pleosporaceae
Exons: 2
Coding region: 133-1521 (462 amino acids)
Biological process (GO): positive regulation of transcription elongation by RNA polymerase II; transcription elongation by RNA polymerase II
Cellular component (GO): Cdc73/Paf1 complex; nucleus
Molecular function (GO): RNA polymerase II C-terminal domain phosphoserine binding
Source: RefSeq, a predicted model, not a curated record